Messenger RNA from Ilex paraguariensis (yerba mate), 732 nucleotides. The record is from the annotation of a GenBank genome assembly. NCBI's taxonomy places the organism in Eukaryota, Viridiplantae, Streptophyta, Magnoliopsida, Aquifoliales, Aquifoliaceae.
AUGAAAGAAAUGCGGUGCCCGUACUGCUCGGCGGCGCAGGGGCGGUGCGCCACCACUACCACCGGACGAUCCAUAACCGAGUGCGCUUCCUGCGGCCGAGUAGUAGAAGAACGCCAAACUCAACCCCACCACCUCUUCCACCUCCGAGCCCAAGACUCCCCUCUCUGCCUCGUCACCUCCGACCUCCCCACUCCUCCCACCACCACCACCAUGACAAAGUGCCAACCGAAAGACCAAUCCGAAGAAGACCCAUUCGAACCCACUGGUUUCAUAACCGCAUUCUCCACCUGGUCGCUCGAGCCUUACCCAGUCUUUGCACAAUCUUCCAUCUCCUUCGCUGGUCAUCUUGCUGAGCUCGAACGUGUCCUCGAAACGACGUCGUCUUCGUCUUCGUCUUCGAGCUCCAAUUCUGGGCCUUCGGUAGUUGUGGAUAAUUUGAGAGCGUAUCUUCAGAUCAUUGAUGUUGCGUCUAUACUUGGGUUGGACUAUGAUAUAUCCGACCACGCUUUUCAGCUCUUCAGGGACUGUUCUUCAGCUACCUGUUUGAGGAAUCGGAGUGUUGAAGCUCUUGCCACUGCCGCUCUUGUUCAGGCCAUUCGCGAGGCCCAAGAACCUAGAACCCUCCAGCUGCCUAAACAGAGUCAUGCAUUGCAUCACAGCAGUACUGGAUCAACUCUCCAAUCCAGCGGCAGAAUUGUGAAGUCAGCUACUGGUACUGAGUCAGCAGAGUUU